UCGGACUCAAAUUCUCCUAUAGUUCAUGAUAACUUGUCUUUAUCAAAAAAUAAUAAAUUAAUCUACAACUCAAUCGAUGGUUCCGAAAAGUUAUUAAGUAUCGCUGCUGUUUGGGACUAUUUAAUUCAAUUCGAAACUCUAAAUUCGGAUAUCUUAAAUAAUCAAUUAAAUUUAGAUUUAGAUUUCUUACAAAUUAUAAAUAAUUUAAAAGGUAACGAAAAAUGUUAUGGUUUAGGCCCUGCUUAUCCAUUAUCAAAAAUCAAUCAAACUAUUGUUGCCUACUUAAAUAACUAA
This is a messenger RNA of Ascoidea rubescens DSM 1968, 294 nucleotides long. RefSeq lists its product as uncharacterized. The annotation marks the transcript as partial. The record is from RefSeq and is a predicted model, not a curated record. Lineage: Eukaryota; Fungi; Ascomycota; Saccharomycetes; Ascoideales; Ascoideaceae. The transcript has a single exon.